UUUCGGAAGUCAUCCCCACCUGAAAAUUGGAAAAGGAAAUAGAGCAGCGAUGGGCCCUUUUCCUUCUCCGGGACGAGGGAGGCUUCCAUUCACUCCUCCACACCUGCUGCCAUGGCCGCUCCUUCUACGUCUUUCGCUCUCUCUGCAUGUCUUUUCAGUCCCCGCCACCUCCCCAAGCCCGAGUCUUCAAGCACCCUCCACCAUCACUCAUUUCCCAUGCUCGGAAGAUUCCGAUCUCCGCAAGCUUCCUCUCUCCCCUUCAAGAAUGUCGGGGGCCCCUCUCACAGACCGUCCCCUGCCCGAAAAUCAUCCUCAUCCAUCGGAGGGAUGGGGCUCAGUACGAGGUUCCUGCAAGUGGGUUCUGAUGAGGUUCGCUCCGAUCGAAUAGUUUCGGUGAAGUCAGCCGGAGCUGAAACCGGCGGUACUGCUUCUGCAAUAUCUCAGAAGGUGUUUGGGUUACUGCACUUGCUCGUGUCACUCGGCAUAAUCCUGGCAAUGGACAAGUUUCUCAAGAAGGCAUUUGUCGCAGCCGCCAUCAAGUUCCCCAGCGCUCUGUUCGGGAUGUUCUGCAUAUUCUCUGUUCUGCUCAUUCUGGACUCGACCGUCCCGGCAGCGGCUGCUGGCUUGAUGGGAUUCUUUGAGCCAGCCCUUCUGUUCAUCCAGAGGUGGCUCCCGCUGUUCUACGUUCCAUCCCUGGUUGUCUUGCCGCUUGCAGUGAAAGACAUUCCGGCCGCAUCCGGACUCAAGAUUUGCUUGAUCGUUGCUGGAGGCUGGCUAGCUUCACUUACCGUCGCUGGUUACACAGCAAUUACUGUAAGAAAUCUUGUAAAGACGGAAAUGAUUGAUCCUGAGCCGAUGGCCAAGCCUUCACCAUUUUCCUCUCUGGAAAUUUGGUCUUGGAGUGCGAUAUUUCUUGCAUCAUUUGUUGCUGCCCUGUUCUAUCCUACAGGACUGGGGACACAGGCGAGAACAUGCCUUCCUUUCCUGCUUGCAUCCACUGUGCUGGGUUACGUGGUUGGUACCGGAUUGCCGUCUGGUGUGAAGAAAGUGUUUCAUCCAAUUAUUUGCUGCACGCUUUCAGCAGAUCUUGCUGCCUUUGCUUUCGGUUACUUUUCCCGCUCUGGACUCAAUCCUGUUCUUGGGUAUUACCUUACAAAAGCAGCUUCGAAUCCUGGAGCUGGUGAUAUAUUAAUGGGAUUCUUGGGAUCCGUUAUUCUCUCCUUUGCCUUCUCGAUGUUCAAGCAAAGAAAGCUUGUAAAGAGACAUGCUGCUGAGAUUUUCACAUCAGUCAUUGUCUCAUCAAUUUUCUCAUUGUACUCAACUGCUUUAGUUGGACGUCUAAUCGGUCUUGAGUCGAACUUGACCGUAUCAAUCCUGCCGAGAUGCAUAACUGUGGCAUUAGCACUUAGCAUCGUGUCUCUAUUUGAAGGUGCCAAUUCCUCUCUGACUGCUGCUGUGGUGGUGGUGACUGGUCUAAUUGGUGCAAAUUUUGUGCAAGCAAUGCUUGACAAGUUGAAUCUUCGUGAUCCUAUUGCUCGAGGAAUAGCAACUGCGUCAAGUGCUCAUGGACUGGGGACGGCCGCGUUGUCAGCAAAAGAACCCGAGGCUCUCCCUUUCUGUGCCAUUGCCUAUGCCCUCACCGGCAUAUUCGGCUCCUUGAUAUGCUCUGUUCCAGUUGUGAGACAGAGCCUGCUGGCAAUUGUGUAGAGUCACAUAGGUACACACAAAAAAAAAAAAAAAUUAAAAAAAAGAGUAAACCAGGGUCGGGGUGGGGGAGGCUGAGGUGCUCAUGUGGCUUUCCAGCUGAGUGUAAAAAGGAUAUCUUUCUGCAAAUUUUUCUGUUGAAAUAUGGUUGUGGAUUCUAUCUCA
Messenger RNA from Punica granatum (pomegranate), 1869 nucleotides. NCBI's taxonomy places the organism in Eukaryota, Viridiplantae, Streptophyta, Magnoliopsida, Myrtales, Lythraceae. The record is from RefSeq and is a predicted model, not a curated record.